Messenger RNA from Arachis ipaensis, 743 nucleotides. RefSeq lists its product as uncharacterized. The record is from RefSeq and is a predicted model, not a curated record. NCBI's taxonomy places the organism in Eukaryota, Viridiplantae, Streptophyta, Magnoliopsida, Fabales, Fabaceae.
AUAUUGAAAAAAAAAUCGCAGAGAUGAUAUCGAUGGAUUAAAGAAGUGUAUGUGACGGGAUCUUGCAAGAAAAGAGUCUGUUCAGAAGAAAAAACCUAGAGGGAGAAUUGCUCUGAUCAAUGGCAACCAAUAAUAGCCAUGGUUUACCCAACUCAUGUGCACCACCAAGUGUUCUGAUGAACUCCUUUGAGAGAAGAGUUAUGGCUGAUUUAGAGGACAUCAAAAGAGCUAACAAUAGUAUACGAGAGGAACAAAUUCUAUUGAAGUUCAUGAUUGAACGCAUAAAUUCCAUUUAUGUCAAGCCUGAGUUGAAGGAGAAUGAAAGACUUCUGAAAAACAGCAAGACCAAUCCUAUCACCACCCCUCAUAAGACAUGCAAAAUUACGGAAAAUAUCAAAAAGAGUGACAGCAAGUCAAUAUUUAAUAUGGAUGUGGACUCAAAUAUAUGUCUUGAUAUGUCAGAUGAUGAGGAUGAUGUCAUGGAACUAGAUCGAACAACCAUAACCCGCCAAGAUCCACGCAAAGUUGCUGUCCAAGUGAUAUAAUUUAAUUUAGCUUUCCCAUGAAAAUGCCAAAAGGGUGAUCUGAUCAUAUGAAGGCAGUUAGAUUGAACUCUGUCUUAUUUGACAACAUUAUUAAUAUUAUUAUGGCUUUGAUUUGCUAUACUGUUUAAUUUAUAUGGUGUCCUGCAUGGAUCCGAUUAUGUGGAUAUUAUUUCAGCAAUUACUUGGAUUGUAAUAUUA